Lethenteron reissneri (Far Eastern brook lamprey) is the source of this 3164-nucleotide messenger RNA. RefSeq names its product zinc finger protein 622 (gene ZNF622). Lineage: Eukaryota; Metazoa; Chordata; Hyperoartia; Petromyzontiformes; Petromyzontidae. Gene Ontology annotation, molecular function: nucleic acid binding; zinc ion binding. Gene Ontology annotation, cellular component: preribosome, large subunit precursor. The record is from RefSeq and is a predicted model, not a curated record. Gene Ontology annotation, biological process: ribosomal large subunit biogenesis.
CGUGCGGCUACGACCGGCCCCAGUGGCGCUGCGUCACCACCUCAAGCGGCGCGCUGCCUCGCAGCUCCCUCUCACUCUCCUCGCAUCUCUCUCAACUCUCUCGCAUCUCUCUCUCAACUCAUCUCUCUCAACUCAUCUCUCGCACAUCUCACUCACAGCGCUGCCUCACAGUGCUCACUCAACUCCCUCUCAUCUCCCUCACAGCGCUCUCUCAUAGCGCUCUCUCAUAGCGCUCACAUCGCUGCCUCUCCCAUCUCUCCCUCAUCUCUCCCUCACAGCGCUUCCAUCGCUGCCUCAUCUCACAGCGCUGCCUCUCAUCUCUCUCACCUCUCUCACAGCUCCCUCAUCUCUCCCCCAUCUCUCCCUCAUCGCUCUCUCAUCUAUCGCUCUCUCAUCGCUCUCCCAUCCGUCUCGAUAGAGUGAACUCCACGCAGUGGCUCUCCUAGCCGCCAACUUGAGCAGCGCGUGGGUCGUCGUGGGGACGACGGCUUAGAGAAGCAGCUGCAGCUGGUGGUGGUGGUGCUGGUGGUACAGCAGCAGCUGCUAGUGGUGGUGGUGAACGUCUCCUGCAGAGGCGCCGCGUGGAGUGAAGAGGAGCCGGGCGCAGAACCUGCCGUCCCAAGUGCCACGCCGCCAUGUCUGCCUUCACGUGCAUGUCCUGCCGCGUGGCCUUCACCUGCGCCGACCUCCAGCGCGCCCACUACAAGACGGACUGGCACCGCUACAACCUCAAGCGCAAGGUGGCGCAGAUGCCGCCCGUGACGGCCGAGAGCUUCGCAGAGCGCGUGCUGGCGCAGCGAGCUGCGGCGCAGGUUCCCGGCGCCGUCGUGCAUCAGCCGUGCGCCACGUGCGGCAAGGGCUUCGCCUCGCACAACGCGUACGACAACCACCUGCGCUCCCACCGCCACUUGCAGGCCGAGGCGCGGCAACGCGACGCGGCGCAGGCUGCCCACGACGAGGUUGAGCGCAUGAACAAGAAGAACGUCGAGAAGGGCCUGGAGAUACAGCCGCUCAGCAAAGACGAGAUGAACGCCGCCAUCCAGCAGGCCGUGUUCAAGGCCUCGCCGCACAAAUCCCCGAGCCUGGCCCGUCGGAGCGACCCCGCCAAGGAAGCCGACAGCACGGCAGGGGCGCAGGCCCCAUCCCGGCCACCGCGGCCACCGCGCCUCAUGUGGCUGGAGCAGCGAGAGGCACAGGAGCGCAGCAAGGAUGGCAAGGUGCCGACAGCGGCGCAGGCCGGGCAGGAGACGGCGGACAACGAUGAGUGGGAAGACCUGGGCACCGACAAAGAUGACGACGAUGAUGACUGGGAAGAAGACGACGACGAGGAGGAGGAGGGCGCAGUUGACAUGGAGUUGGGAGCGACGACGGAGGGUGCAGAGGGCGCCGUGUUGUCGGCCGACGGGCAGCCGGCCAUGGCGGGGACGCUGCCGCACAACCGCUGCUUCUUCUGCCCGCAGCGCUCGCGCACGCACGCGCGCAGCCUGGCGCACAUGUCCCGCGAGCACGGCUUCUUCAUCCCCGACGUGCAGUACCUGGUCGACCUUCCUGGGCUCAUGCGUUACCUCGGGGAGAAGGUUGGCGCGGGCAACGUGUGCCUGUGGUGCAACGAGAAGGGCCGCUCGUUCUACUCGCUGGACGCCGUGCAGAAGCACAUGCGCGACAAGGGCCACUGCAAGCUGUUCACGGACGGCGACGCCGCCCUCGAGUUCGCAGAUUUCUACGACUUCCGGCCAAGCUACACGGAGUUCCGGGUGGGAGGGCGCGACGUGGACGGUGAGGACGAGGACAACGACGAGGAGGACAGCAGCAGGCUGGGGGAGAAGCAGCUCGUGGAGUACGACGAGACCACCAUGGAGCUGCAGCUGCCCUCAGGAGUGAAGGUGGGCCACCGCUCCCUUCUGGUGUACUACCGCCAGCGGUUUGCGCCGGGGCAGGCCGUGGUGGUGCACAGGAGCGGCCGUCUGCUGGGCCGCGUCAUGCAGCAGUACCGCAUGCUCGGAUGGAACAGCAACGCCGGCGGGGAGGCUGCAAUGCGGCGCCAGCGAGACAUGCGCUUCCUGCAGCGCCACAAGGCCAAGUGGGCCAUGAAGAUGGGCAUGCGCGGCAACAUGCUGCAGCACCACUUCCGCUCGCAAGUGCCGAUCUGAUAAACGGAGCUCGGACAGCGGCGGCGGAGAAGGUCGAAAAUGGAGGUCGCAAGGUCACGGGUCAUGGAGUUUGGUUGAUUGGUCGAACCAGAUACUGUGUUGUGCAGUUGGAAAGUAGGGUUGCCAUGAUAUCAUUUUCCACGAUACGAUACUGUUAUCAAAUCUCAUGAUUUGACGAUUAUCGCGAUAUUUUCCAUAAACAUUGUAAUUCAGCUUCGUAGUUUUCUUGUUUUAUGCUUUGCAGCAAGUCUAGUAGGAAUAAAGAAUAAUUUAAAGAAAUGAAACUGAAUUUCACUGAACAUAAGCCUUUUCUGAAUCAACUUUAGAAUCAACAAUGCUUCUAAAGCACACGCUGAGACUUCAGAAGUCAGUGGGGUUUUUUUUGCUCCUAUUUACAGCUUUGAGUCGGUGGUGGAAAUUCCACAUUCUUCUAGUGGAAGUGAGUCUAUCCAUAGGACAACUACCAUUGACUUUCCGACAGUGAUACCAAUUUGACCAAUACCAGCGGCAUGAUGGGUUGAGUCGACCCCCAACCAGGAUUUGCACUCGCUGCGUUCCAAUCCACGACCCGCGCUCGCUCAACCACUGAGCCACCUGCAAAGUUGCGCACCGAAUAAUCACGUGGACUGUGAGCUUGUUGAUGCCACAUCACCAAUUACUCCGCAAAACAUGUUUUCAAAGCACUCGUUUAAUAAAUAGCUAUUCACAAAAGAAAACAAGAAAGAUUCAACCGACAAGGAUAAUCCCGAUACAAUGGUAUGUUUACAAACAGCCGUCGGGUUGUAAUUACGACAAGGAUAAUCGUAAUUAUAUAUUAUGUUUAGUAUCGUCGGCUUGUGACCAAGCAUGUUGCAAAGUCGUGGGUUGUUCCGUGCACCUUGUGUCGGUCGCAUCGUGCGGUGGGAGAUGAGCUAGUGUGUCGCACAGCCAAGUACCACUACGGCCGUGGUACUUGCCUCCGUGUGGACACACGCAGCCCGUGUACCGGCCAUCUAUUAAAAUCCUUGCACAUUC